Molecule: messenger RNA, 1617 nt
Organism: Gaeumannomyces tritici R3-111a-1
Lineage: Eukaryota; Fungi; Ascomycota; Sordariomycetes; Magnaporthales; Magnaporthaceae
Product: chaperone dnaJ 2
Exons: 3
Coding region: 312-1562 (416 amino acids)
Biological process (GO): protein refolding
Cellular component (GO): cytoplasm
Molecular function (GO): Hsp70 protein binding
Source: RefSeq, a predicted model, not a curated record
UUCCGAAUCCGGCAAUUGCCAGUUUAACACGCUGGCACGUAGUAUUUCUCAGAGUGGCGUUCUCAGUUGGCGGGCGCUGCAGCCAUUCACUCAAAACGCGAAUCCGACAGGCCAGAUAAGUCGAGAUACGCCGAAAGAUUUCCCAGCCCAAGCCCAAGGUUUAUCUGCUGGCUGGCCUCGUCUCAUUUUCUGCCGCCAAGGUUAUUUCAAGGCCACACAUGGCUGGGGCACCAUAGAACCAUCUCCUCUUCCCUCGCCACACAUCUCCUCGCCCCCCCCUCCGCCGCCGCAUCGGAUCACGGCGGCUCAAAAUGUUGCUCUCGAGGGCAGCAUGGCUGCUCUUCUCCUUGGCACAACUGGCCUUCUGCGCUGAGGACUACUACAAGGUCCUCGGUAUCAGCAGGAAAGCAAGCGACAAGGAGAUCAAGUCGGCAUAUAGACAGCUGAGCAAAAAAUACCACCCUGACAAGAACCCGGGUGAUAACACGGCCAAGGACAAAUUCGUCGAGGUAUCGGAGGCGUACGAUGCGCUCAUCGACAAGGAGACACGACAGAUCUACGACCGACACGGCCAUGAAGGACUGAAGCAGCACAAGCAGCACGGCGGCGGCCACCACCACGACCCCUUCGACCUCUUCUCCCGCUUCUUUGGCGGCGGUGGCCACUUUGAGCCCGGGCAGCGCCGGGGCCCCAACGUCGAGGUCAAGAUCGGCAUCUCCCUGCGCGACUUCUACAACGGCCGCACCACCGAGUUCCAAUGGGAGCGCCAGCACAUCUGCGAGGAGUGCUCCGGGUCGGGCUCCGCCGAUGGCGUUGUUGAUACGUGCUCGACCUGCGGCGGCCACGGCGUCGUCAUCAAGCGCCACCAGCUCGCUCCCGGAAUGUUCCAGCAGGUGCAGAUGCACUGUGACGCUUGUGGCGGGCGCGGCAAGACCAUCAAGCACGUGUGCAAGGCCUGCGGUGGCAACCGCGUCCUGCGCAAGCCCACGACAGUCCAGCUCACUGUGCAGCGCGGCGCUGCCAGGGACUCGCAGGUCGUCUUCGAGAACGAGGCUGACGCGAGCCCUGACUAUGUUGCGGGUGAUCUGCUGGUCACCCUGGUUGAGAAGGCGCCAGACCUGGAGCAAGACAACCCGGACCGCGUCGAUGGCGUCUUCUUCCGCCGCAAGGGUGACGACCUGUUCUGGAAGGAGGUCAUCUCGCUGCGCGAGGCCUGGAUGGGCGACUGGACACGCAACAUCACGCACCUGGACGGCCAUAUCGUCAGGCUCAGUCGGAAGCGGGGCGAGGUCGUCCAGCCCGGCCACGUCGAGAAGAUCGCCAACGAGGGCAUGCCCAAGUGGCACGAAGAUAUCGACAGCGUUUAUCACCAGGUCGAGUUUGGGAACCUGUUCGUCCAAUACGUGGUCGUGCUGCCGGACCAGAUGGAGACGGGCAUGGAGAAGGAGUUUUGGUCCGUCUGGGAGAAGUGGCGAGGCAAGAACGGGGUCGAUCUGCACCGCGAUAGCGGCAGGCCGGACCCGCCGCAGGCGUCAGGGAGCCCUGCGCACGAGGAACUAUAGAGUGGACAACUGCUGUUUAGACGAUCUAAUAGACUUGUUUUUUCCCACCUGGAGC